UUUAGCCUGGUCCAUGUGAAAGGAUUACCCAGAAUUCCACAGCAAUUAAGGCAGAUUGAAGGAUCGUGGAGCUGAGUGACGGUCGUUGGGUGAUAGCCAGAGUGAUUUUACUGAUGGAUUCGAAGAGAGAACCAUUUAAGACAAAGGACAACAACAGAAUAAUGUGUAAAACGGGUGACAAAAAGAAGAAGUCCUUGCUGACGUGUGUGAAGGGCUGUAUAGCACACAAGGCUGCAGGUGUGUUGCUGAAUCCAUCAGAAAAACCAGCUCCUGAGAGCACGAACAGUCAGUGCAAUGUGGGUAUCAGUAAUGGGGUCCCCCCUGGUCCCCCCUCGUUAUCCAUGUGGAGUGAGGAGCUGGCUCGGACUAUGCUAGCGAUGAAUAUACUCGCCGAACAAGAAUAUGCUGCCGAAAUCUUCAAUUACAUGAUGCGGACUCAGUGCUACCACGUCUUCAGAUCUGGGGACAUCCCUAAAUCGGUGACAGCGGAGAUGAGGAAUGUGUUGUUGGAUUGGUUGGUUCAGGUUCAUGAAUAUCUGGCGCUGGAGGAGGAGACUCUCUAUCUCGCUGUGUACCUGAUGAAUUCCUACAUAAGGUCCCAUAAGAUCCAUACUAGCAUGCUGCAGCUCCUGGCGUCUACCUGCCUCUUCAUUGCCUGCAAGGUGGAGGAGAGUCUCAUACCUGAGCCAGCGGAGCUCUGCUUCAUGAUGGAAGAUGCAUUCAGCAAGAAGGAUCUCAUGAGGAUGGAGAGAAAGGUGCUAAACCGACUGAAGUUCGACCUGCGCUACACACAGCCCUUAUACUUCCUGCGUCUCCUCUCCAUUACUGGGAAAUGCCCAGAAAAGACUCUCUACCUCGCCAUGUACUUUAUGGAGCUGACACUGCGGGAGGCGGACGGACUGACGAUUGAGCCAGCUCUCUUGGCGUGUGCCGCCCUUCGUUUGGCGCACAUGGUCCUAGCUCUUGAAUGCAGAUCCCUGAACUCAGAUCUGAAGUGGCCUGGAGUCCUCCACCUUUACUCCUAUAGAGACGCAGAACUUAUCAGCAGCCAGCAGCUCAUGGCCCAAUUUGCCCUCCGAGGCGAAGCCAAAUCCACAUGGCAGAAAUACUCCCGUCCUCAGAAACACGAAGUGAGCACCGAGCCCGCCUUAAACGCCAAAAACCUCAUCCGCUGCAUUAGUUCCCUCUCAGUGAUCCCUGUCUGAGACUCUGCGUGUUCCAACCAUGGACCUCCUCAAGAACUGCAUCGGAUCGCACUCUAGGUCAACUCAAAUACCAACGUAGACCUUUUCUGAAUUCUAAUAUUUUAUAAAUGAAUAUUUAAUAUGCUAAAAUGAAAUGUUAAUGUGUUAUUAAAAUAUACAGAGCCUUAUAAACUAUUUUACUCCCACAUCAGAAAAUAAUA
Molecule: messenger RNA, 1405 nt
Organism: Pelobates fuscus (common spadefoot toad)
Lineage: Eukaryota; Metazoa; Chordata; Amphibia; Anura; Pelobatidae
Gene: CCNP
Product: cyclin P
Exons: 9
Coding region: 114-1205 (363 amino acids)
Biological process (GO): mitotic cell cycle phase transition; regulation of cyclin-dependent protein serine/threonine kinase activity
Cellular component (GO): nucleus; cytoplasm; cyclin A2-CDK2 complex
Molecular function (GO): cyclin-dependent protein serine/threonine kinase regulator activity
Source: RefSeq, a predicted model, not a curated record